AUGAGCAAUACGAUAGAAGCGCUAUACAUCUACGAUGAUCUCAACACGCCCAUUCUCGAGCACAUCUACCGAUCCCGCCCGCCCUCCGCCAGAGCUCUCCUCCCACUUUACCUCGAGCAUUCCGUUCCGCGACCGUCCGUGAUAUAUCUUCCAAGUGCUAGCCCUCCCGUCUCUGUAUUCUCAAUAGUCCACGCGAAUCUUCUCUUUCUCGUACCCAGCAGCGCCGAAACAGAACCCCUCCAAGUCCUCGAAUUCCUCCACCGCGUCGUCGAUGUCCUCGAAGACUUCGUCGGAGCACCGUUGCUGGCAACCAAAAUUCAAAGUAACUACGAUGUAGUGGGACAGUUAUUGAGUGAGAUGUGCGACGCGGGUGUGGUGUGCAGUACGGAGCCAAACGCAUUACAGGAGGUAGUUGAAGUUCCUGGGUGGAUGAACAAGUUCCUGAGCGGAGUGGGAUUACCAGGGUCGUUAACAACCAUGCCCGCAGCUAGCGGUUCUGCAGCCACGGGCCCCGCGAUCCCCUGGCGUCGCCAGGGCGUCCGUCACACUUCAAAUGAAUUAUACGUUGAUAUCAUUGAAUCUCUCCAUGUUAUAAUUGCUCCAUCAGGCCGUGCCAUUUCCGCCAUAGCGAACGGCACCAUCGCCUUUAAUUCCAAAAUCUCCGGCGUCCCCAACCUCUUGCUCUCUCUAACCGCACCUGGAGGACAAAAGAGUUUGGCACAUAAGCUUGAGCUACCUGUCUUCCAUCCCUGCGUGCGAUUAGCUCGAUGGCGCGAGAGACCUGGAGACCUCAGUUUCGUACCGCCAGACGGACGAUUCAUUCUCGCAGGCUAUGAGGUCAAUUUACUCCCUGUAGACCCUGACCUGGACGAGCCGCCAACUCAUAUGGAGAAACUAUUCCUUCCAGCAACAGCCUCGUUGCAAAAGUCUCUUGGACCCAAUGGGUUAGAUUUCGAGGUCCGACUCACUCUGAAUACCUACUUUCCAGGUACAAACGCUUCAUCACGGGGCGGCGGCGGGUCCAACCGCGGUUCGGGAACCUCAACACCCUCUUUCCUUGGAAAUAUUGGCGCUAGUAGCACCUCGUCGUCCCCGACUUUAGAUGACGUGGUUGUGACCGUGCCAAUACCACCUUCCGUCAGGUAUAUCACUGAUAUCCAAGCCAGCCGAGGAGACGCGACUUUCAUGCCCGGCAACGAAUUUUUAGAAUGGCGCGUCCCCACCACCACUAGAGAUGCGGGAAGCAUCUCCGGCACGGCCGUCCUGCGAUGUACGGUAGUCGGGCCUCUCGAUACAGAAAACGCUGACAACAAGGAGGAAUACGAUGAGAACGACGACGGCACCCCAACUUCUUCCCAGAUAUCCCGGAUCAACCCCCUCCAAGGCUACUAUGACGAGGACACGCUCAUGUCCCAAGCUAAAUCCCAGGGACUCUACUCGCCUUCUUCGAGUCGCAAUAAAUCGGCUGCGUCAAAAACCGAUAAGCCGCACCCUAACGCCCUUCUCAUGCCGAACUCUGUAUCUAUCUCGUUUUCAGUGCGCGGAUGGCUUCCGAGCGGGAUCCGUGUAGAUGGAUUGGUCGUUGACCCGCGACGCAGUCGAGGGUUGGGAGAAGGCGUGAAGCCGUACAAGGGGGUGAAAUAUAUCUGUGUCAGCCGGAAGGGAGUAGAGAGAAGGUGCUGA
Molecule: messenger RNA, 1683 nt
Organism: Coccidioides posadasii C735 delta SOWgp
Lineage: Eukaryota; Fungi; Ascomycota; Eurotiomycetes; Onygenales; Onygenaceae
Source: RefSeq, a predicted model, not a curated record